GCGGUAGAUCCGAGCUCUUCUUUCACCGGUGGCUCACUGCUCGGUGAUAAGACGCGCAUGCCAGAGCUUUCACAGGACAAGAACGCCUAUAUCCGGCCAUCACCUACCAGCGGCACACUGGGCGGAGUUGCACAGAACACCAGUGAAGCUGUUAUUCUCUGUGAAGCUGCUGGCUAUGACAUUGUUCUGGUGGAAACGGUCGGUGUUGGUCAAUCCGAGUACGCUGUCUCCAACAUGGUGGAUAUGUUUGUGCUCUUGAUUCCACCAGCCGGAGGCGAUGAGUUGCAGGGUUUGAAGCGAGGCAUUGUGGAGAUGGCUGAUCUGAUAGUUGUGUCCAAGGCCGACGGUGACCUCCAUGCCCCGGCUAUACGGAUGCAAACUGAAUACAAGAGUGCACUGCGAGUGAUGCGCCCCUACUCCGAACUCUGGAACCCAAAGGUGCUUUGCAUCUCGGCUAUACAGAGUGAUGGCAUCGAGUCACUGUGGAAGACAAUGGAAAAGUAUCGCGAGAAAAUGAAUGGCUGUGGAAGAUUGGCCACAAGACGGGAAAAUCAGCGUCAAAUCUGGCUGUGGAAUCAUAUUGAGCACCAGCUGCUUAGCCGAUUCAAGCGUCAUGCACACGUGGAGACAAUGAAGGAUGGCAUGGAGUCAGCGGUGCGCUGCGGUCGCAUUACACCCGGAAUGGCUGCGCAUAACAUGUUGGAUGCAUUCUUCGGCACGACCCGUGCGUCUUCGCCUGCUGCCGAUACAGGUGAAGGAGACGAUCAGGCAGGCAGGUGAUUGCUACUGCUGACUACUGCCAUGUGUACGCGUUGUACACUGCACAGUGUCCAUGAUGUACACCAUGUACUUCGGUACGUGAUGUACAUUUUUUGUAGCUAGAUGGAACCAGUGGCAAGCGAUAGUAUGCCACGGUGUUAUGCGAGAGGCCGUUGCUCUCAAAACAGGUGUUGCUGAGGUCUAUGCUGAGGUCUAUGUACCCUGAUGCUACCUACAUGUACAAUGCAUGCCAGGACACUGGACAGGGCAGGGCAGGGCAGGGCACUACAGGGCAGUACAGGGCGCUGACACGUGCCGUUGCGGAUCACUGCCAUUGACCUGUCCUGGUCGCAAGGACACGCGCUCCUUGUCCAGGCAGUGCCGGAGCAGCCUGCUCACACCGCGGCCAGGCAUCAUCAGAUGCUUGCUUCAGUUCAGCAUUACAGCAUCGCAUGGUGUUCUCUGGGGUAGCCGCCGCCAGUGUGUGGUUGGUGUGCGAUGACAGCAACCUUCUUGUUUCAGAUUACUACAGUGCUAUGCCAUGCACAUGGCUAGUGUGCUGGUGAUGCUUAGCCAAGUUAGUUGCAUGUGCAGCUGCUGCAUCUAUCUGCCAGCGAGCAGUCGAACAGCCUGUUGAGAGACACUGUCAACUUAGCUCGGUUGAAAGCAGUGCCCCUCGUCUCUCAGUCUCGGUGACACCCUUCAACCGUUUAUGUCCCUAGUUUCACCAGCGAGUCACUUGUAGUUAGCCGUGCUGGUCCUUAUCAAGUUCAACAAUUUGUCUCAUUCAUAUUGUAACCAGUACUAGCGUAUCAUCAUUGCUGUGUGCUGUGUCGUAUGCUAUUUUAGGAGCACUUGAUAGCUAAAUCCCUUCUCAGAUCCGCUAUUUAUUUUUUUUACCCUAUUCUUCUUUUUUUUUAAGAGCAAAUCACUGAUUUAAUUUCAAGGACUGCCAUGAUGUUCCUGCAACCAAGCGCACCCCUCCCCCAGAUCGAUGCAGAGUGCGUCACUCCAGACUAAUCCUGCCCCCUGUUUAAAUUACACGUAUGUGCCAAAAUAUAGAAAAUACACUUCACCCCAUAUUAUUGGAAAACCAAUUUUGUCGAGUCGCUCGACAUGAACCACCUCUCUUCUCUCUGUCUGUCUGUCUCUCUCCGAGGAAAGGAAUCAGUGUCAACAAGAAUGCAUGACCCCAAAUUGUGCCACAGCAAGUAUCACUUUGUGCAUUGAGGUUUUGCUGCAGCCGAAU
Messenger RNA from Sycon ciliatum, 2008 nucleotides. RefSeq names its product methylmalonic aciduria type A homolog, mitochondrial-like. Gene Ontology annotation, molecular function: GTPase activity; GTP binding. Gene Ontology annotation, cellular component: cytoplasm. The record is from RefSeq and is a predicted model, not a curated record. Lineage: Eukaryota; Metazoa; Porifera; Calcarea; Leucosolenida; Sycettidae.